AAGCAAUUAGGUGCACGUCCUCAUGCCUGUUGGGUCUGUUACCAUAGCUACAAUACCAUUGUGCAUGCAAUCAUCUGGUCCUUGUUUCCUCCAAUAGGGUCGCACAGCUAAAGCUGUAGUAUAAAGUAAAGAUGCUCAUCUUUCAGCAACACACUAGUAAGAAUCAUUAUGAGAAGAAAGUAUUGGAGAGUGGCAGACAGGGGACUGCGCCCAGUCAUGGCGGACAACAGAAAUAAGAUCCGACGAGCCAAACAGCAGGAGAGAAAGACUAUGAAGGACUAUACUCGAUGCCUAGAAAAGCGGUGGGAGUAGUCUGCGAUUCAGCACAACAAAACCAAGAAGCACACAAAGCAAAUGGAUUGCAAUGGCAAACCGUUAUGGCGACAUUCUGCUUCAGCCAGGACUUUCCAUUUCAUAGGGGUGAGAAGGGCUUUACCUUUACGGAAGAAAUGUGUGUUGAGUAGCAAUACAAUGGAAUCUUCAAUAAAAGGAUGCACUACUGGAGGAUGCGUGAGGAAGUCAAUCAAACUCAAGGAGUUCUUUUGCAGUGGCAUAAGUAGAAUUCUGGAUCGAAUAGUUGUGCAGUGUGGGCUCUACGGGGACGUGGUAUAUGGAUGCUGGGACUAUGAGCAUAAGCGACAAACGGGGCUACUUAGCAGACCUAGGAGGCAGCUUCACUGAGGAUGCUCCCAGACCUCCUGUCCCCGGUGAAGAAGGAGAGCUCAUAUGCAGUGAUGGUCGCCAGCACAGCAACCUCGGCUUCUCCUCAAAGAAUGAGAGCCUCAAAUGUGAGCCGUCUGUGGCUACACCCAGGCGAUCUGACUUGGACCUGGGUUACGAGCCGGAGGGCAGCGCUUCGCCAACACCACCCUACUUAAAGUGGGCGGAAUCUCUUCAUUCUCUCCUGGAUGACCAGGAUGGCAUCCUGCUGUUUAGGACGUUCCUCAAGCAAGAGGAAUGCGCAGAUAUGUUGGACUUCUGGUUUGCCUGCAGUGGUUUUCGGAAACUUGAAGCCGGUGAGGUUACUGAGGAGAAGAAGGUGAAACUGGCAAAACUGAUAUACAAAAAAUACAUCCUGGACAACAAUGGGAUUGUCUCUAGACAAAUCAAACCAGCUACAAAGUCCUUCAUCAGAGACUGUGUGAUGAAGCUUCACAUUGAUCCUGCCAUGUUUGAUCAGGCUCAGACUGAGAUACAGACUAUGAUGGAGGAAAAUACCUAUCCAUUAUUCCUAAAAUCUGACCUAUAUUUGGAAUACACGCGGACAGGGGGUGAAAGCCCAAAGUUGUACACUGACCAGAGCUCGGUUUCUGGCAACGGAAAGGGGCUAUCGAGCUAUUUACCACCUUUAAAGGAGUAUGAGGAAUGGAGAUGCGACCAAGGACCAGAGGAGCUGCCUGAGUGUGACCCCACGCCAAGCAGCCGUCUUACUCAGAAGCUGCUGAUGGAGACGGCACAGCAACGAGUUGCCAACAGCACAAGAUUCCAGGACAGUCACGAGUACAGGCAUGCACCAUGUCGGGAGACAAUCAACCCGUACUACGUCAACACUGGCCAUGUUAUGGCUCCUGCCACCAGCGCCAAUGACAGUGAGCAACAGAGCAUGUCCAGUGACGCAGACACCAUUUCCCUUACGGACAGCAGUGUAGAUGGGGUUCCACCCUACAGAUACCGCAAGCAGCAUCGCCGCGAGAUGCAUGAAAGUGCCAGAGCAAAUGGGCGAGUGCCACUACCUCAUAUUCCACGCCCAAACCGGAUUCCAAAGGAUAUACACGUGGAGCCAGAAAGGUUUGCUGCAGAGCUGAUCAGGAGACUGGAGGGUGUACUGAAGGAGAGGGAGGCUCAGGAGAAACUAGAGGAGCGACUGAAGAGAGUACAGUUGGAAGAGGAGGCUGACGAAGUCAUGAUGGCCACAGCAACAUCAUUGUCCAGUCACAGGUUCCCCCCUGGUGCUUAUUCACAGAAUUACAACCCCCGCUAUGCUGACAACACCUACAGCGCUCCUUUUGUCGGAGAUGCUCAUGAAGAAAACCCAGAGAGCAUCUUGGACGACCACGUGCAGCGAGUCAUGAAGACCCCGGGCUGCCAGUCGCCGGGAACCGGCCGUCAUUCUCCAAAGUUGCGCUCACCAGACGGUUUCCCAGGGAUAAAAGGGAUUGGGCUGCCAGGCCAGAGUAAACAUCCAUCCAGGCACGGUUUCAAGGGAGAAACUAGCCACUUGUACCACCACAAACACCAUAGCCACCACACAAGCGUGGGCAAGCCCAAAGAGCAGGUGGAGGCUGAUUUAGUCACGCAUGUGCAUGGGAGCUUUCCCUGGAGCAUCGAGUCAAGUCAUUACGGAUCAAAGUCUCGCAGCUAUGCAGACGGCAUGGGAUCCAACCCCAUGGACUAUGCAGGAUAUAUCGGGAGAGGUGGCACCCAAUGUAAAAGAGCAUUCAAGAGAGGUGAGGAAUUGCGGCCUUACGACAUGCCGGGGCCUGGAGAGGAGAUGGAGAAAAACCAGAAGAUCCUUUUGUGGCUGAUGGAAGGACAGAAAGAAAUGGUUCAACAUAAGAGAAGCCCAUAUGGGAGUACCACUGGGUCCAAAAGGACUGUUGGACAUGAAGGAUCCCGCCUGGGCUCAACAGAGCGGUCAGGGUCGAUGCAUCCGUGCAUCAGUGGCCAGCUGCGGAACAAUGUGCAUCCAUCUCACCCUUUCAUCCAGGAUCCCACCAUGCCGCCCAACCCAGCUCCCAGCCCCCUCAUUCAGCUGGAGGAGGUUUGCCGGCGACUCGAGGAGGAGAAGAUGAAGUCUGGAACAUUGCAGCCUAAGCAAAGGUAUGUGCUGGAGGUGAUCCAGAGGGGUCGCACAGCAGUCAGGCCCGCACAGUUCCCUCAGCUCAGCGUUGUACCUGCAGUUUCAGACAGUGAGCUCUCCGAGCCCGAACAUAAAGCUACUAAAAAGCAGCCAUGUGAAAACAUUACUGUGGCGUACUACUUCUGUGAGGAGCUGAUACCUUACAGGACUUCUGUCAAAGGGAGGGUUGUCACGCUGGGCCAGUUCAAAGAACUGCUAACAAAGAAAGGAAAUUACAGGUAUUAUUUCAAGAAGGUAAGCGAUGAGUUUGACUGUGGGGUGGUGUUUGAAGAGGUACGUGAAGAUGACGCUAUCCUGCCCAUCUUUGAGGAGAAGAUCAUUGGCAAAGUGGAAAAAGUUGACUAAAUUUUAAAGAGGAGAGAGCCGAGUAGCCAGCGUAUGAUGGACUGAGGAGAAAGUGGAUGGUGAAGAGGAAGUGCUUUACAAAGGAGAAUGGAUAAGGAGGAGAGAAAAAGGUGAUUCUGCAAAGAUGGAUCCAGAGUCAGAAGAUUACAGUAGUGGUCAUUGACUUCUGUAUCACGGCUGCAGUGAAGUUGGACUUGAAGAAGAAAGAUCUCAUUUUCUUCUUGGAGUGUAAUGUAGCAUUGUAAAGUUUACUAGAAAAGAAGAACAAAAAGUGCUACUAAUGCUACGUAUUUUUGAUAAUGACUUAUCAAAGGGUUUCCUUUCUAAAAUAACUGCACUUGUAAUUUUUAUAUGUAUUGAUACCAGAUGUGUACAGUUUGUGUUAAAAUACAGCAAAAAUUUUCUAUCUAUUUAAGUAUUUAAAUUGCUACUUUUAAACCUAAUUAAAGGUGAAGCGUUGCCCCUCGUGAAGACGAUCCGAAUCCUCGAUAGGGCUGAUUCUUGUUUUCUUUUUUUCAUUAAUUGUAAGAGCCCUCUGGAUGCUAAUGUUUGUGACUUUCAAAGUGCUUUUAAUACUUCACUUAUCAGAACUUUAUUUAGAGGCAUUAAAUCAGACUGCUUGUUCGUUAUAUUAUAUACUACUGACUCGGUGUAGAGCUUCUAAAGAACCCAUUCCUGCAACCCAGUGCAGUAAUGUCACAUUUUAUUAAUGUAUUUAAAAAUAUAUUUCAAAAAUCCAAUACAGAACAGAUUAUAAUGUCUGUCUUAUGGCUCAGUCACACAUGAGUAAAAGUAGGACGGCAACCUUCUUGCAACUAGAAAAAACUGUCUGAUUGCACUGAAUUUGUUUGCUGUUGGACUGCAAGUAGUUAUGGCCACAAGCUGGUCCACCUUUUGGACCACCCUCAACCUGUGGGUGACCACUUUUGAUCUCCCCUGCCAUUUGAACAGGGCUAAGCAGUCACGAUUUGAGUUGGACUGACUGCAGUCACUCUUAGAUCAGCAAAGACUGACACAUAUCUGCCAUUUCAUUUAUAAAUGCAGACAGACUGCAAACAUAUUCCAGUCAUUCUGAGUCAGUCUUCCUGCCUUGCAUCGUUUUGCAUUAGGGGACUUGAUAGGUUGUCAAGCACCCAUGCUAUUUUGCAGUUAAAUUACUGUCCUGCAGAAACUAUGUCACUAUUUUUGGAGGAGUCUGUGUUUCAUAUCUGUGAGGUUCUGGCUGGACUGUGAAUGUAAGUAGUUAAUGUGAAUUUCUGUGUAUGUAGCUGGGAACAGAUUUUCUCUUUUUGGCGAUUUAUUGCGUGCCAACUUGACCCCAACGAAAGUUGCUUUAAAAACGGCAACUUACUGCAUCUGGUUGAAGCAACCGUUACCAAGGCAACAAGACCACAAGUUUAUUGCAUGUGGCUUCAAUUAUUUAUUUUUUUUGCCACAGUCUCUCAGCCACUGUUUUCCCUGGUAUAGGUGACUGUAACAGAGAACAACCAUAUCCUCCAUACAUUUCACAAACAUGAGAUGCUCAAUAUAUAAUCCAGUAAAACAGUAACGCAGCUUUAUUGGGUUGAAUUCUGGUUUAUUGUAAACUGUAUUUUUCUGUUUUGCUGUAUCUGGCAUGUAAGUGUGGCUUAUUGCUAUGUUCUUUAAGACUUGUCCACUACAUUGCUUUUAUCCUAAAUUAGACUUAACAGGUGAAAAUGGAUGCAAUAAUAGUGAUGAAAAAGUUGUGAUUAAAAAUUCCAAAGUGAAUACCUAU
Molecule: messenger RNA, 4961 nt
Organism: Oreochromis aureus
Lineage: Eukaryota; Metazoa; Chordata; Actinopteri; Cichliformes; Cichlidae
Gene: axin1
Product: axin 1
Exons: 13
Coding region: 611-3205 (864 amino acids)
Biological process (GO): negative regulation of canonical Wnt signaling pathway
Source: RefSeq, a predicted model, not a curated record